AUGCGCUGCAUGAAGGCUCUGCAGAAUGCGUUGAGCGGGGCCUGCAGACCGGGAGGCUGGGGUCACCUAAGCCGGAGCCCCCUCCUUGGCGGGGGCGUCCGUCACCACCUCAGUGAGGCCGCGGCGCAGGACAGGGAGAAGGCUCACAGUCACCAGCCGCAGCACCAGGAUCAUGAUUCGUCAGAAAGUGGCAUGCUGUCCCGUCUGGGUGAUUUGCUCUUCUACACAAUUGCUGAGGAACAGGAACGAAUCCCUAUCCACAAGUUCACUACAGCACUGAAGGCCACUGGACUGCAGACAUCAGAUCCCCGACUCCGGGACUGUAUGAGCCAGAUGCGCCACAUGGUUCAAGAGUCCAGCAGUGGUGGCCUCUUGGACCGAAAUCUCUUCCGAAAGUGUGUGAGCAGCAACAUUGUGCUCCUGACCCAGGCAUUCCGAAAGAAGUUUGUCAUUCCUGAUUUUGAGGAGUUCACAGGCCAUGUGGAUCGCAUCUUUGAGAAUGCCAAAGAGCUCACUGGAGGCAAAGUGGCGGCCUAUAUCCCUCAGUUGGCCAAGUCAAACCCAGACUUGUGGGGCGUAUCCCUGUGCACUGUGGAUGGUCAGCGGCACUCCGUGGGCCACACAAAGAUCCCCUUUUGCCUGCAGUCCUGUGUGAAGCCCCUCACCUAUGCCAUCUCCAUAAGCACCCUAGGCACUGACUAUGUGCACAAGUUUGUGGGCAAAGAGCCCAGCGGCCUGCGCUACAACAAGCUCUCCCUCAAUGAGGAAGGAAUUCCCCAUAACCCUAUGGUCAAUGCUGGUGCCAUUGUUGUCAGCUCCCUAAUCAAGAUGGACUGUAACAAAGCAGAGAAGUUUGAUUUUGUGUUACAAUAUCUGAACAAAAUGGCCGGGAAUGAAUACAUAGGUUUCAGCAAUGCCACAUUCCAGUCAGAGAAGGAAACAGGGGAUCGGAAUUAUGCCAUUGGCUAUUAUCUCAAGGAAAAGAAGUGCUUUCCUAAGGGGGUGGACAUGAUGGCAGCUCUCGAUCUCUAUUUCCAGCUGUGCUCCGUGGAGGUCACCUGUGAAUCAGGCAGUGUUAUGGCAGCCACCCUCGCCAAUGGUGGGAUCUGCCCCAUCACAGGCGAGAGAGUGCUGAGCGCUGAAGCAGUGCGCAACACCCUCAGCCUCAUGCAUUCCUGUGGCAUGUAUGACUUCUCUGGACAGUUUGCUUUCCAUGUGGGCCUGCCAGCCAAGUCAGCUGUGUCAGGAGCCAUCCUCCUGGUGGUACCCAAUGUCAUGGGAAUGAUGUGUCUGUCACCUCCACUGGACAAGCUGGGGAACAGCCAAAAGGGCAUCAGCUUCUGCCAGAAGUUGGUGUCUCUCUUCAAUUUCCACAACUAUGAUAACCUGCGGCACUGUGCUCGAAAGUUAGACCCACGGCGUGAAGGGGGAGAAGUUCGGAACAAAACUGUGGUGAACCUGUUAUUUGCUGCCUAUAGUGGAGAUGUGUCAGCUCUUCGAAGGUUUGCCUUGUCAGCCAUGGACAUGGAACAGAAAGACUAUGACUCCCGCACAGCUCUGCAUGUUGCUGCAGCUGAAGGACACAUUGAAGUUGUUAAAUUCCUGAUUGAGGCUUGCAAAGUGAAUCCUUUUGUCAAGGACAGGUGGGGCAACAUUCCACUGGAUGAUGCUGUACAAUUCAACCACCUGGAGGUGGUCAAACUGCUUCAAGAUUACCAGGACUCCUACACACUCUCUGAAACACAGGCUAAGGCAGCAGCUGAAGCCCUAUCUAAAGAGAACUUAGAGAGCAUGGUGUGAACAUGGGUCAAGGACAUUCCCCGCUCAAGAAAAAGCAUGAAUUGCCACACACUUAACCCAUAACCACCAAAAAUGCUAUGGAGAGCUUCAGUGGAGACUAAAGAAGUCAUUUGGUGACUUAGACCAGUGCUUUCUGUGACAGUCAAAAUACCGCAUUCUCUCAGUAGACAGAAUACAGAGAAGAGCAUCAGUGAACACCUGCAGUAGAGCUAUCCACGAAGACCGUGGGUCUCUUUGAGGUACAGCCAAAUGAGUUGGCCCACUCAAAACUAUCCAAGGUCUUCAUCCUGGGAAGGUCCCCUCUUCUUCUCCCUGAAGAAACCAUCAUAAGAGAGAGAUGCUCUGAUGGAGGGGCUGUAGCUACCAGGUACAUGUACUUAUCCAUGGAGUAAGGGAAAGAGGGGGCCUACACACCUGGCUUUAGUAUUCCAGAGAGAUCUGCCCUCCUUGAGCUGGAUGUGCCGCUGCUGCUACUGCUAACAGCAAUUUUAUAGACAGAGAAAGUAUU
Messenger RNA from Cynocephalus volans (Philippine flying lemur), 2308 nucleotides. RefSeq names its product glutaminase 2 (gene GLS2). NCBI's taxonomy places the organism in Eukaryota, Metazoa, Chordata, Mammalia, Dermoptera, Cynocephalidae. Gene Ontology annotation, biological process: L-glutamine catabolic process. Bases 1 to 1800 code for a protein of 599 amino acids. Gene Ontology annotation, molecular function: glutaminase activity; protein binding. The transcript has 18 exons. The record is from RefSeq and is a predicted model, not a curated record.